Molecule: messenger RNA, 2673 nt
Organism: Symbiodinium sp. CCMP2592
Lineage: Eukaryota; Dinophyceae; Suessiales; Symbiodiniaceae
Source: the annotation of a GenBank genome assembly
AUGAAGGUAUUGUUCCGUCUCAUUCCCACAGUUCCAUUGAUGAGCGAUUGGUCCAAACUCGGCCCGUGUCUUGACUUUUUUUUGGGCUGCGACUUCAACGGUCUGUUGGAGCGGCUGCUGGAUGCAGCUCAAUGGGCGCAGCAGGUAAGCCAGUGUGAGCCUGCUCCUGAUCGGGAUCCUGCCCUGGAUGACAAAGUGAACUGGCACGCUUUAGCAGGCCGACGCUUCGCCCGGUUCAAGCAAAUGAUGUCAUCGGCGCAGGAACGAUUUGAACGUGUUCUCCUUGCUAUCACCACUGAACCACUGCGGCAUAUACACGAUACGUACCUCAAAUUCGCACACACCGCCUGUGAUUCACAAGCAUGGCCGAAACUUCUCUCGGAGCUUUGGCCACGGACAUCGAAGAACCAUGCCGUGAUGCAGUAUUAUGCCACAUGCCUGCAAGGCAAAGCUUCUCGACUUCGACUGUUGGUGAACCUUUCCGGGGACAGUGACCUGCAAGCCUGGAUUCGCGACAAUCAGCAGGAGGCCCUUUCUGCGCGCUCCAAGAUUCUCAUGAACGCAACGGAACUACAGCAACGCUUUGCGGGCAAUCUGGACCGGCAGCCAUGGCAGUUGUUUGCCCUGGCUGACUGCAGGCGCAUCGAAGAUCAUCCCGAGAUUUGCAAGCGUUUCUUUGCUACACCCUCUUGUUGCCUUCCUGCCGGCUUCGCGAGGGAACUGAGAGAAAUGCUUUCGGAACAAGAUUUUCUGGGCGACCUGUUGUCGUGGAGGUGGAUGUUCCUUCUGUCCUCCCUCAUCAUAAAGCUGUCGACACCGGGUUUGAUCGCAGCCGUGGAGCAACGACAUGCCCGCCACAAGCGGCCCGACAUCAGGCCAGUGCAACUGAACGCUUGGAAGACGAACGCAAACGACGGGCUUGUCACAGCACGGAAGCGCGCCAGGAGUCUUUCGGAUGCCACGCAGGGCCGCACUUCACGUCCCAAAGCCUGGAGUGUGUUUGAGCUCUUUCGUUUCGAUUGGAUAAAGGGCCAGCGAGCCUCGGGCAAACCUUUCAAUCCGGCAAGCAAAGAAUCAUGGGAUGCCUGCAAGGCAGCUUUCGAAGCUUUGUCGCCGGCACGACUUGAUGAGCUCAAGAAUCGGAAGUGGGCUUCUGAAUUGACCGCAGCCCGCCAGCGUCUUCAGCAAAAGACAUCGCAGGCACCAUCCGACUUGCAGAUUGUUGCUGCCCAGGCCCCGCCCCAGGAAGAUCAGUCUCGUGAAGAUGGGUGGAAAGCGAUGAUGAAACGUCUUGGGCAGGCCGACGGCGCACCGGAUACUACCCAACCACCGUUUCCAAAGCAUGUGACUUGCCAAAGCUUCAAAGCACCGCUGGUGGACCAAGCUUCAGGUCGGGCAAUCAACAGCCCGUCCCAAGUUGCGCAGAUGGAGUCUUUGCCUUUGCGACCCGAAGACCUGCGGGAGCGGUGGUUCAGCCGAAAAGUGAUUCUGUCGCACGAGAUCAGCGGCUUUUGUAAGCGAGCCACCCGCUUCGUGUCAGAAGCUGAGAUGCCUGACAGGGUUGAGUACCCCGCUUGUUGUGGAGAGCUGUGCCGGAAUCAGAACACGAGACGAUCUGUCUUGUUUCAUGAUCGACUGGUGGAGUUGCUGAAGACAGCUGUGCAGAGCGGGUGUGCAAGAACCAAAGGAUGGGCAAAGCAUGUUCCAGCAGCCAACAUAUGUCUUGCUGCAGAGUGCUAUGUCGACAGGGACCCGGCCGGGCCAAAUCUUCCGGCGCACCCGCUGAGAUGGCUGUCGGAAGAUGCCUUGGCUGCUCGGUUGUGUUUCGUCGACGAUAAACCUGUGGGGCAUGUUCGUCUGACUCUGCUGAAGUGGACCCUCGACGAUGCGGCUCCACGCCUUGACCGGCAUCGGAUCGUUGAGCUGGGAGCAGCCUUUGAUGCACAAAGUGAAAAUGAGCCUGCGCAGCAGUGCCGUCGAGCGCCCAGAGAUCGUUCGGACGACUUCGAUUUGCUCGAUGACAUUCGAGCGCCCGUGAGGAGAAGGCGGAGACCAUUCGUUGCCAUCGAAGAUCGGCCCCAGACUGCCGGCUCUGAUGCGGAGUCGGAACCGGUUCGAGAUGCAGAUGCCGAGCCUGUUUUGCAGGGGCUGGAAAACAUUGGAGACGAAGAUGCCUUGCAUGAAGGCGGUGUUGCAGAGGUCGUGCCAGAUGAGGCCGGUGCCGAAGCCGGGGAUGGUCUCCGACCAGGGGAUGCAGUUGUUGGUGUUUCGGAAGGACCAGUGCCAGUGCCAUCCGAGCCCUCUGCUACGGAAGUCGCAGGUGCACGUGCCUGUGAGAUACAGGAUGUUGGCUGCUGGAAUUUCAGGCGAAAGUCCGACAAUGCUGAAGUGGGAAGAUUGCACCAGAUUGGUGUCGACACUUUGAAGGCGACCUGCAAGUUGCACCGGAGUUGUGUUUGCAUGAUUUCUUAUCCGCCGGCGGGAUCAGAGAGGCUACGUGCUGUUUCUGUGCGGUUGCAGCGUGCACCGACGUUGCAUGAUAUCGAAGUGGACCUGGUGAAGUGGUUUGAUGCUGGCUUGACGGCCACUGCGGCCCAACACCAAGAAGCAAGCCUUAACUUAAGGUCCGGAAACUGGGCAGUUCGAGUUCGAAGGCCGAAAGCGGCGGCAUGA